Molecule: messenger RNA, 4001 nt
Organism: Hippocampus comes (tiger tail seahorse)
Lineage: Eukaryota; Metazoa; Chordata; Actinopteri; Syngnathiformes; Syngnathidae
Gene: atosb
Product: atos homolog b
Exons: 12
Coding region: 1282-3165 (627 amino acids)
Source: RefSeq, a predicted model, not a curated record
AAACGCACGUGUACUGGGCGUUUCUUUAUCGAAACGGACGUCCAAUCACCGAGCAGUAUUUUUGAAUAAAUCUGCAUAUUUUGAACCAGGGGUACACCCAAGCGCUGAUUGGUUACGAGAACUAAGAACAGCCAAUCGAGUAAAUGACAAGCGCUCAGCUGGCAGAAAAGCCCCGCCUUUUAUGUAUUAAGUAGUAAACCCCGGAAACGCCGUCGUUUAAAGGCACAGGGGAGAAAUCACAGGCGAAAGGUUGGAACAACGAAAACAGCUGCGAGCACUCCAAAAAACAGAUAGCGACACGAGAAGACGAGUAAUUGUGCUCGAAAGAGUCGGAAAACGACCUUAACAUCCUCCGGAGAAAGAGAUACGACGCGUACUUAAGGCGCUCGAUGGUAAUUUUGGAGCUUGGAACUCGAUUUUGGCCCUGUACCUACUUGGAAUCCGUCAAAGCGAUCAACACGACAAAAAAAGCUAUCCAAAGGGCCAAACGGCACGUCAGUGCAGGUCGCCUGGCACGGAUUUACCUUUCGGAGUGGACAUUCUCCCCCAGGAGGAAAAACAAGGCUCGAAACAAGCAAGCGCGGCGACUCUCAACACUUCUGGAGGAAGUCGAGCAAAGUGGGGCAAAAAACGACCUGGAAAGCACCCUCAUCCGACUAAAGAGAGGAAGCCGACGAGAAGCUUCGCCCGAGCCGAGGUCAGCUGUCAUUCCAUCCCCCUUGUCCACGAGGUGACAUCAGAUUGCCAAACUGUACCAGAGCUCCUGCAAUCCAAUCGGCAGGUUGACGGCUAAGAUCAGGACGGUCUCCGCUCGUGUUGGGUUUAAAGGGAUUCGGGUUGUUAUGACCCUGUCAUGAUGUCACAGGCAUUCUGCAAACCACGCCCAGGUGACGAAGGCGGCCGUGCGUGGCUGUCGGCCAAUCACAGAUGGAGUCCCACUAGAGUCACUUCUGGCUCGGGAGGAACUUCACUCAGGAGCCUGAUGCAACACUGACGUAUCACUUUGAUGAUUUGGUGGUAGACAUGCUGCUUUUAUAGAGCCAUUUUUCCCCCCGGAUACAACUUCCAGAUGCUGUGUGUCUCCGUGGGACACAUUAGAGAAGGGCAGGCACAGAGGGGCUGUGCGACUCAUCUUGCUGAUUCACGCUGGACGGCAGUCACAAAACGGGAACUAUAGGACUUGACGGUUCUGUGGAACCUCCUUUUCUGGCUCGCGGUGCUCGUUGAGGACCCCGUUGCGCUCACAUAAGCCAGGACUGCCAUCUUCCAGACAUAGGAAACAUGCGGCACAUCCAUGUGGAGCUUUCUCACAAAAAAGCUCCACUCGAGCUUCCAGCCCAGGAGGGGGACCUGCCUCCUCCUACGGCGCCUGCACUGGGCCCGGACUCGGGGGUGAGACCGGGGGCUGCCCGGCACUUUGACCAAGAGGACUUGCGACAUCAAAAGGUCUAUCAGCUCUCCAUUUUCUCACAGUUAGGUGGAUUCGCUACCUCCACAGAGUCCCACAACGAUGCCCAAACGAGGCCGGUUCGCGUGGGCGUGAAACGGGGGCUCGAGGAGCCCCAGUUGACUCACAAGCGCCCCCAUGUGGCGGACUGCUCUGACAUAGAUGUACUGGAGGGAGGAGUGCUGUGUGGGCCCGCUCCGAUGCCCGCGGUGUUGAUGGGCUUAGUCAGGAGCUCUGGCGGUUGCGGUUCUCUCUAUUCCUGCACACAAAUGGAGCACAGAGACUCUGAGGCCGGGUCGUUGCCCAGAUCCCCCCCACUGUCCCCGAACCACAACCCCUCCCGUCGGCCAGCUCAGCACAAUCACGACAGGCCCGUCCCCGAUGCGUUCGCUCCCCUCUCGCCAAAAUCCCCCCCGAUGUGUGACCCUUCUCUGGGAAUCUCAGCCAGACCCGAAGCGCCGAACGGGGGGCGCACCCCCACCUAUUCCAUAGGAAGCCCUGGACAUGAGAGUUGUAGCAAUGGCACAGCCGGAGGCCUGCCCAGCCCCCAUAUGUAUGACAUGCCCACAUACGAGCCCCCGAGCCCCGCCAGUCCCACAAGCCCCCCGGGCCCCUUCUCCCCCCCACACCACACAGAACUCCAAGAACCAGGAGAGGCCACCGAAUGGGACGUCGGGCUGGAAUCCUCCCCGCCUGAGCGAAGCGCCACCCAGACCGCUUCUUCCUCGAAUGGCCUGGCUUCGUGGGAGAAGACUCCCAGCAGCAACGGCCACCGUUUGUCAGCAGCGGGCCACUGGCCGGCGAAGAAGAGGUUGCUGUCCCCGAGCGAAACCGCCGAGUCGUGCUCGGAAGACGAGGGGCCGUCGACCUCCAAGAGGAGCAGGCUCUCGUUGCUGGCUCCGGGGCUGGGAUCAUGUCGUAGCACUGAUGCUAAAGCUGCUCCUUACUGGAACCACCUUCUUCCUUCUAAGUGUGCCACAGACUGUACGAGAUCAGGGAGACGACUGAAAAGUGGCCCACGUGUAAAAAGCCGGCAGCUGCGCAGCGGUAGACAUGCGGACAGCAGAACCUUGGCCCGUUCCAGCUGGCCCUCUUCUUCCAUCAGCAGAUCACUAUUAGGAAACUUUGAGGAGUCCAUGCUAAAGGGUCGCUUCUCGCCAUCGGGCCGCAUCGAAGGCUUCACGGCGGAAAUCGGCGCCAGCGGCUCCUACUGCCCGCAGCACGUCACGUUGCCCGUGCAGGUUACGUACUACGACAUCUCCGAGCACAGUGCCCCCUCGCCCUUCCUGGGUUUGAUAUCCUUGGAGCAGCUUGGAAAGAAAGGAUACAGCAUACCCAAAGCGGGGACCAUUCAAGUGACCUUAUUUAAUCCCAACAAAACUGUGGUAAAGAUGUUCCUGGUGACCUACAACUUUGACGACAUGCCUACCAAUCACAUGACGUUCCUGCGUCAUCGCAUCUUCCUGAUGCCUGUCGAGGAGGAGGGAGACGGCAAGAAACACGGAUCGGCAGGGAGCGCGCCGCUAGACGGCAGGAAGAUUCUCUGCUACCUGAUACAUCUCAGAUUCCACAGCUCCAAAUCUGGGAAGAUCUACUUGCACAAUGAUAUCCGGCUGCUAUUCUCCCGCAAGCCCGUGGAAGUGGACACGGGGAUCCCUUACGAACUGAAAUCUUUCACCGAGGUGCCAAGUAACCCCAAAUACUCCCCCCGUGUGUGACCUUCCUGCGCUUCCUAAAGAAGAGGGAGCCAAACAGACUGGAUUUGACAAGGACAGAAAAACAGACGGACAGACUGGAUUAGGGAAGCCAAACGCCUACAGGACUCGCUCUUGAUCCAGCGCGGGUCAAAAGUCUGUACAGAGAAAUGCACAAACACUGACUCACACACACACACACACACACACAUACAUAAACACCGCUGACUGAAUUCAGACUUCACACGUCCGGUGGCGACUCAUGUUUAACUUGCAUGCCUUGUGACUUCAACACCUGAGUUUUCCUCGAGUGCCGUACUUAUCACACUGUCCUUCACUCUGCCCGCACACGUAGCACAAAAAGUCAUUUUGCUCUUCACGAAAGGGUGAUUGAAUUGAAAGGCAGGGUGCGGUGGAUAGACACUAAAGAGAAAGUGUGAGUGAGGAUAUCGGUCAGUCGUGUAAGAAGACCCCAAUGUUAUUUGACACUUCGAAUCAACAAAAACACAUCAACUUCCUGUUAUGUGGCCAGACUGAGGGACAAUGUGCUAUUUGUUUUUUUUUGUUUUUUUUUUUAAAGAUUUUAUUUUUUUAGAUUCUGUUCGGAGCAGUCUGAUGUCGGAGCAGAAGAAUGAAAAUGUGUAGUAUUUUUUAAUUUAUGGAUUUUGUUUUUUUUUUCGCAAAAUGUCUUAAGAAGCAAUAUGCUGCACAAAAGUAGAGUGUGUUCUUUAAGCCAGAUGACCUUUCGCUCUCUGGGAGGGGGCGGGACUUGAGGGAGGGAGGGAGGGGCGGGGGGGGAUUUAAUGACAGGGGGGAAAGUAUAUGUACAUAUGAAUAAACUUUGCGACUGUCAAGAACAA